CGCCCGCACACCUGAGCGGCCAGGUGGCCGGGCUGGCUGGUCGCCGCGCAGACGGGCAACACCUCGGGGAGGCUACACGCUGCCGGUGUCCGUGGGGGAACCAGCACCGAGCCGCCACCAUGGGGAUGUCCAGAUCUCAGAAUUGCUUCGGCUACCCCCUGAGCAUCUUCUUCAUCGUCGUCAACGAGUUCUGCGAGAGGUUCUCCUACUAUGGGAUGCGCGCACUCCUCAUCCUGUACUUCCGGCGUUUCAUCGGCUGGGAUGACAACCUGUCCACUGCCAUCUACCACACCUUCGUGGCCCUGUGCUACCUGACACCCAUCCUGGGUGCGCUCAUCGCCGACUCCUGGCUGGGCAAGUUCAAGACGAUUGUGUACCUCUCCAUUGUCUACACAAUCGGGCAGGUGGUCACUGCAAUCAGCUCGAUUCAUGACCUCACGGAUGCCAACCAUGAUGGCACCCCCGACAAUAUGGCCGUGCACGUGGCCCUGUCCAUGAUCGGCCUGGCUCUCAUAGCUCUGGGGACAGGAGGCAUAAAACCCUGCGUGUCUGCGUUUGGUGGAGACCAGUUUGAAGAGGGCCAGGAGAAACAAAGAAACCGGUUCUUUUCCAUCUUUUAUUUGGCCAUUAAUGCCGGAAGCUUGCUUUCUACCAUCAUCACUCCCAUACUCAGAGUCCAGGAGUGUGGAAUUCACAGCAAACAGGCUUGUUACCCACUGGCAUUUGGGGUUCCUGCAGCUCUCAUGGCUGUCUCUCUGAUUGUAUUUGUCAUUGGCAGUGGAAUGUAUAAGAAGGUCAAACCCCAGGGCAACAUCAUGGCUAAAGUCGCCAGAUGCAUCGGUUUUGCCAUCAAAAACAAGUUUCGGCACCAGGGUUUUAAGUGUGGCGGCAGAGAGCACUGGCUGGACUGGGCCAGAGAGAAAUACGAUGAGCGGCUCAUCUCUCAAAUCAAGAUGGUCAUGAGGGUGAUGUUCCUGUAUAUCCCACUCCCAAUGUUCUGGGCCUUGUUUGAUCAGCAGGGCUCCAGGUGGACACUGCAGGCGACAGCUAUGAGCGGGAAAAUUGGAGGAAUUGAACUCCAGCCGGAUCAGAUGCAGACUGUGAACGCCAUCCUGAUCGUCAUCAUGGUCCCCAUCGUGGAUGCGGUCGUCUACCCUCUGAUCGCAAAGUGCGGCAUCAACUUCACCUCCCUGAGGAAGAUGACAGUGGGGAUGUUCCUGGCGUCCAUGGCCUUUGUGGUGGCUGCCAUCGUGCAGCUGGAAAUUGACAAAACCCUUCCAGUCUUCCCCCAAGCCAACCAAGUUCAAGUGAAAGUGCUGAACAUAGGAAACCAGAACAUGAUGGUCUAUUUCCCGGGACACGCAGUGAAUGUGAGCCAGAUGGGCCAUACUAAGUCCUACAUGACUUUUGAUGCAGACAAACUGAAUAUAAACAUUUCUGGCAUUGGCCAAUCAGUAACUACUCCCGUGGUCUCCAACUUUGAGAAAGGCCAACGCCAUACUCUUCUUGUCUGGGAUAGCAAUAAGUACCAAGUGGUAAAUGAUGGCCUUAACAAGAAGCCAGAUAAAGGAGAAAAUGGAAUCAGAUUUGUAAAUAAGUUCGAGCAGACCAUCAGCCUCACAAUGGCUGGGAAAGACUAUAACAUCACCAGUCACAAUGCCAGUGAAUACCAGUUCUUUCCUUACGGCAGUAAAAGCAUCACAGUCACCUCAGCAGGAUUUCCAGAAAGUUGUCGAACUUUCAAGUCCCCCUACCUCCAGUUUGGCAGUGCGUACACCUAUGUGCUCAAAGCGGAGACUAACGGCUGCCCUGGUGUGGAACCGUUUGAAGACAUCGCCCCCAACUCGAUUAACAUGGCCCUGCAGAUCCCCCAGUAUUUCCUCCUCACCUGCGGCGAGGUGGUUUUCUCCGUCACAGGAUUGGAGUUCUCCUAUUCUCAGGCCCCUUCCAACAUGAAGUCCGUGCUCCAAGCAGGAUGGCUGUUGACCGUGGCUGUUGGCAACAUCAUUGUGCUGAUUGUGGCAGGAGCAGGCCAGUUCAGCGAGCAGUGGGCCGAGUACAUCCUGUUCGCUGCCUUGCUUCUGGUCGUCUGCAUCAUCUUCGCCAUCAUGGCUCGGUUCUACACCUACGUCAACCCGGAGGAGACUGAAGCGCAGUUCGAUGAGGAGGAGAAGAAGAAGAAGAACCUGGACGGUGGGAACCUGGACUCUAGCAGCCCGGGCGAUGUGAACCUGGACAACGUAAAGCAGACGAAGAUGUGAAUGGCGGGAGGAUGCAUGAGUGGACGGACCCCAACAGGCCCUCAAGCCUGCCUCCUGGGGGCAGGGCUCUUUCAUGGCUACAAGACUUGACAAUUGCCAGCCAAACGCAGAUGGUUACUUUCCAUGGGCCUGAGAUGCAAGAAAUCUUUUUAGUUUUUAAAUAAUUGUCUUAUUUAAAACACACACACACGGUCUGGGAGAAGAUGGCUCAGUGGAUAAAGCACUGAACUCUCAAGCAUGAGGUCCUGAGUUCAAGCCCCAGCAGCACAUGUACCAGGGUGAUAUCUGGUGUUUUCCCUCUCCUGUCUUUCUCAUUAGUAAACAAAAUCUUUCACACACACACACACACACACACACACACACACACACACACACACACUUUUACAACCAACAAAGAGACCUUGUAUUUAAUUCCUUCUCUACUGCAAAUGAACUUGUGCUGGAUGAACUUAAUUUUUCCAAAGGAUGACGGAAUUCUCUCAGACUGUGCGAACAAUUCAGAGGCAGGAGCCAAGACGAAACGUGAGUUUGCGGGCUUGACAAGGGCGUAUCACAACCACCAGCGAGUACUGACUGGUAAUGACUCUGCCUUUCGGAUUUCAUUCUGUUUCUCCAGUCUCUACCUUAGUUCAAAUUAUGUAUAACUCAAAAGAGCACACAAGAAAGCAGCAGUAAUUAUUAUUUUUUUUCUUUCGAAGUUUCAACAGUAUAAAUUCACAGGCCAGUAAAAUAGCUCGCUGAGAUAGUGUGCUGCUCUGCCACGCACUCAACCCAGAUUUGAGCCUCCCCCCCAUCUCAUUGGAGGACAUUUUGGUGCUCUGGCUUCUUUCUCUCUUUCUCUUGUGGUCCCCUGACUCUGAAAAAGAAAAUAAAAUAAUUGCAUCCUUAAAAA
This is a messenger RNA of Erinaceus europaeus (western European hedgehog), 3153 nucleotides long. It is a transcript of the gene SLC15A1, whose product is annotated as solute carrier family 15 member 1. Gene Ontology annotation, cellular component: membrane. NCBI's taxonomy places the organism in Eukaryota, Metazoa, Chordata, Mammalia, Eulipotyphla, Erinaceidae. Gene Ontology annotation, biological process: oligopeptide transport; transmembrane transport. The coding region runs from base 120 to 2261 and encodes 713 amino acids. The transcript is spliced from 23 exons. The record is from RefSeq and is a predicted model, not a curated record. Gene Ontology annotation, molecular function: dipeptide transmembrane transporter activity.